CUUGAAUAAUACAGUUGGUACCUGUGCUAUAUUGUUGUACUCCUCCUAAAGUGAUUUUCCAUAAAUUUACCACCUCCAGUCGAAUAUCUGCUGUUUUCAGCUGCCUCUUCAGCACUUGAAACAGAGCUGAGACACGGGCCAGCAGGAUUUCCUCCAUCUGACAAAACAAUUAAUGUUUAUGAUUAUUAUUUCUUGCAGGAGGAGGGUGAGCUGAUCAUGGAGGGUUUACUCAACAUCUCCUGGGGCCUGAGGAGGCCAAUCCGACUUCAAAUGUACGAUGACAAGGAGCACUUUCACCAUGCCUGCACGGGUGCGUGGAGGUCCAAGGGCUCAGAGUCCAGCAGGAAUGAAAAUGCUGAACACCAGUUUUGUUCAGAGCACAACAACAACAAAAUCAGUGCCUCAUCUGCACAAAGUGUGGAUGGCGCUGAGGAGGUCGUCCCUCAACUGCUGAGAACAAGUAGUGACGCAAGCUUUGUGAAUAUCCAAAGAAGGUCCAAAAUCCACAACACUGCUGAUUCACAGAGGAUAAAAAGACACCGCUUCUCCAUCAACAACCAUUUUUACAACCACAGAGUAAUCUAAACACAGCCUUUGUGUUAAGUCAUUUUUACUUCAAUAUAUUA
This is a messenger RNA of Carassius carassius (crucian carp), 626 nucleotides long. It is a transcript of the gene rassf4a, whose product is annotated as Ras association domain family member 4a. Lineage: Eukaryota; Metazoa; Chordata; Actinopteri; Cypriniformes; Cyprinidae. Bases 217 to 585 code for a protein of 122 amino acids. Gene Ontology annotation, biological process: signal transduction. The record is from RefSeq and is a predicted model, not a curated record. The transcript has 3 exons.